Messenger RNA from Episyrphus balteatus (marmalade hoverfly), 8442 nucleotides. RefSeq names its product transportin-1 (gene Tnpo). Gene Ontology annotation, biological process: protein import into nucleus. Gene Ontology annotation, cellular component: nucleus; cytoplasm. NCBI's taxonomy places the organism in Eukaryota, Metazoa, Arthropoda, Insecta, Diptera, Syrphidae. The transcript is spliced from 11 exons. Gene Ontology annotation, molecular function: nuclear import signal receptor activity; small GTPase binding. The record is from RefSeq and is a predicted model, not a curated record. Bases 171 to 2855 code for a protein of 894 amino acids.
UUAAAUUUCUCACACAAGACAAAAGCGAACGAGGUUCUCUCCAACGAGUCUUCAAUUUUGCAAUUUUUUCAUUGAAAAUCAAUUCAAUUUCAGUGAAAUAAACUAAAAAAUUUAAUCAACUUUAAGGGUGCAAUUUAUUUUAUACAAAUUAAUUUGGAGACAAAUACAAAAUGACGUGGGAACCACAGACCGAGGGUUUGCAGCAGAUCAUUACGAUUCUGAAGGAGUCUCAGUCUCCAGACACCGCUACACAAUUGGCUGUCCAAAUGAAACUAGAGGAACUCAAUCAAUAUCCGGACUUCAAUAACUAUCUCAUCUAUGUACUCACUAAGCUUAAAUCCGAAGAUGAACCAACACGUUCAUUAAGUGGUUUGAUUCUUAAAAACAACAUUCGCCUUCAUGGCAGUACUUUGCAACCAGAAAUUUUGGAAUACAUCAAACAGGAGUGUCUGCAGGCAGUUGGUGAUCCUUCACCACUUAUUCGAGCUACAGUUGGUAUUCUAAUAACAACAAUUGCCAGCAAUGGAGGUCUCCAAAAUUGGCCCCAACUUUUGCCAGCUUUGUGUGAGAUGCUUGACUCACAGGAUUAUAACAUCUGUGAGGGUGCAUUUAGCGCAUUGCAAAAGAUUUGUGAAGACUCAGCUGAUAUAUUGGACAGUGCCGUUCUUAAUCGCCCCCUGAAUGUUAUGAUUCCGAAAUUCUUGCAAUAUUUUAGUCAUAGCAGCCCUAAAAUACGUUCCCAUGCUAUUGCCUGCAUUAAUCAAUUCAUUAUUAAUCGCUCACAGGCUCUUAUGCUGCACAUAGACACAUUCAUUGAAAAUCUUUUCAAUCUUUCCUCGGAUGACGACCACGAAGUGCGAAAGAAUGUAUGCCAUGGUUUAGUUAUGUUGCUUGAAGUUCGAAUGGAUCGUCUCCUGCCACAUAUGGGACAGAUAAUUGAGUACAUGCUUAUGCGAACACAAGAUUCUGAUGAAGGAGUUGCUUUAGAAGCGUCUGAAUUUUGGCUAUCCCUGGCCGAGCAGAGUAUAUGCAAGGAGGUGCUCACUCCAUAUUUGCCUCAGCUGGCACCCGUCUUGGUACGUGGUAUGCGUUAUUCUGAAAUCGACAUUAUUCUGCUAAAAGGCAAUGUGGAAGAAGAUGACAUGGUACCCGAUCGCGAAGAAGACAUUCGCCCCAGGUUCCACAAAUCUCGAACCCAUACUAUCGCAGCUACAAGCGGAAGCGCUGGUGGUGGUGAAGGAGCCGACGAUGAUGAUGAUGAGUUUGAUGAUGGUCUGGACGACGAUAGCUCAUUAUCUGAAUGGAAUUUGCGAAAAUGUAGUGCAGCUGCUCUCGACGUUCUGGCAAAUGUAUUCCGUGAGGAAUGCCUUCCCAUUGUAUUGCCAAUAUUGAAGGAAACCCUUUUCCAUCAAGAAUGGGUUAUCAAAGAGAGUGGAGUGUUGGCUCUCGGUGCCAUUGCCGAAGGUUGCAUGCAAGGCAUGAUUCCUCAUCUACCCGAACUGAUACCGUUCCUGAUUAGUUGUUUAUCAGACAAAAAAGCACUUGUUCGCUCCAUCACCUGCUGGACAUUGUCAAGGUAUGCCAAUUGGGUUGUCAACCAACCACACGAUCAAUACCUAAAGCCAUUGAUGGAAGAACUACUCAAGAGAAUUUUGGACUCGAACAAGAGAGUGCAGGAGGCAGCUUGUUCAGCUUUUGCCACACUCGAGGAAGAAGCCUGUACUGAAUUAGUUCCAUACUUGGAGUAUAUUCUCAAGACAUUGGUCUAUGCUUUUUCAAAAUAUCAACACAAGAAUUUAUUGAUUCUUUAUGAUGCUGUGGGUACUUUAGCUGAUUCUGUGGGACAUCAUUUGAAUACUCCCGAGUACAUCAAUAUUUUGAUGCCACCACUGAUAGAGAAGUGGAAUUUGUUAAAAGAUGAUGACAAAGAUCUGUUUCCUUUGUUGGAAUGUUUGUCUAGUAUAGCUACUGCGUUGCAAUCUGGUUUCCUGCCAUACUGUGAGCCUGUAUACAGGCGAUGCAUCUCUCUAAUUGAGCAAACCAUCAAUCAGGAUAUGGCUUGCAAAACUAAUCCAGGAAUUGAUCAACCAGACAAAGAACGUAUGAUUGUUGCUCUCGAUUUACUAUCUGGAUUGGCCGAAGGACUUGAUGGACACAUUGAGGCAUUAGUUGCCAAUAGUAAUAUAAUGCAAUUGCUUUACCAAUGUAUGCAAGAUGCUUUACCAGAGGUUCGCCAAUCAUCAUUUGCGCUGCUUGGAGAUUUAACAAAAGCCUGCUUCCAACACGUCCAUCCAUUUAUGUCAGACUUUUUCCCAAUUUUAGGACAGAAUUUAAAUCCAGAUUUUAUAUCGGUGUGCAAUAAUGCAACGUGGGCAAUUGGUGAAAUUUGCAUGAAAUUGGGUGAGGAAACGAGGCAAUACAUUCACCUUGUACUGAAAGAACUGUUUGUUAUUAUUAACCGUCCGAAUACACCUAAGACUCUAUUGGAAAAUACAGCUAUAACAAUCGGUCGUCUAGGUUAUGUGUGCCCCGUUGAAGUGGCUCCUUAUUUGCCAGAAUUUGUACGACAGUGGUGCACAUCUUUGCGUCACAUAAGAGACAAUGAUGAAAAGGAUUCAGCUUUCCGUGGAAUGUGUCACAUGAUUACGGUGCAUCCGGCUGGAGUGGUUCCUGAUUUUAUAUUUUUCUGCGAUGCUAUUGCAUCAUGGGUAAAUCCCCCAGCAGAUCUUCAUCAAAUGAUACAAAAGAUUCUACAUGGAUUUAAAACACAAGUCGGUGAAGAAAACUGGCGUAGAUUUGUCGAUCAAUUUCCUCCAAACCUAUCUGAACGUCUUGUUGCAAUGUAUAGCAUCUAAACAAAAGGAUUAAGUAUAUAUCAACAAGAACAACUAUAACAAGGUAAUAGAAGAACAUCAUCUGUUAAGAAAUUGUUAACAAAAUAAUUGAUACAAAUACACUGAAAUUAAAAUUUAAGAACACUAGAAAAAGAAAAGAGAAAAAAAAACAGUAAAAAAGAUUCUUAAAAGAACAACACAUCCAUUCUUAACACAAGACCCUAUACAUAUAAAACAUUAAAAUACUUAACAUGUAUAAAAUAUAAUAACUAAAUUUAUAUUUAACAUAGAAAAAAAAUAUGAAAAAAAAAAAAAACUAUAACAAAACUGCAAAUGAAUGGUCUCUCUUGGUAUUUAAACAAAAUACAUAUUUAAAUAUCAAACUUAAUUUAGCAAUCCAUUAACCCCAUAGUUAUGGAAGGCAUAAAGUGUGUGCAUAUAAUAAAAGUGUAAUAACUUUUAUUUUGAAAAAAAUAGAAACAAAAAAAUAGAAAAAAAGGUUUCUUCUCCUUAGGUCUCUUUUAUCUAAUCACAUCAAAAUUAAGGAUAAAGAAAAAAUAAACCAAAAAAAAAAAAAAAAGAAAGAUAAAAAAUAACAAAACAAUUGUUGUUACUAACAAUAACAAAAAAAAAUAUCAAUCGUAUUUUCAUUCCCCUCUCUCUUUCUCUUUCACCAACUUAUCAAAAUGUGUAUGUUAAAAUAUAAAUUACAUAAAGCAACCCGUGGUCAGUUAAAAUGUAAUUUUUUAAUCAAAUGAUUCAGGAUUAUUCUGUUUCAUUGUGUAUGCAAUCAUUUAAAAUUUAUAUUUAUGUUUAUGAUUAUUUUUAUUGUAGAUUUUAUAAUUUUGAAAGUAAAUGAAACUUGAUUUUUUGGGAGGGUGUAACUUUUUAAGCUUAUUAUCAAAACAAAAUAUAUGACAACUGCAUGGCUAUUUAGUUCUAUUAUGAAUUGAAUUCAAAAGUUUUCAUUUGGGUAGGUAUUGAGUAGGUUUUGUUCUAAAGUUCAAUAAAUCGACAUAAAAUGGGUUCAUUUGAAUUACAAUUGUUGAAUGUUAAAUUUUUAUUGCCUGUUGGUAAUUGGAAAUGUGUUUUAUGACAAACAUUUAAUACAAAACAAAUUAAAAACAGUAGAUGACUUUGUGAGGAAGUAAAAGAAAAUUUUGCUAUAGAAAAUUCUUUAUAUGUAUCUAUUAAAACUUUCGACUUAAGUGGCUUAUUGGUUUUAAAACCAAUAAUUAAUCUCCGAAGAACACAAAAAUAUUUUAUAUUUUGAUUUGAAAACCAAGUCCCAAAUUUUAAGGAAAUGAAAACUCACUCUGUCAUACAAUGUUACAAAGCUGUGUUUUAUUUUCCUCGUGAUCCAGAUCAGAUCAUUGUAUUUAUUUGCGAAACAAUAACAAAACAAAAUCCUGCUUUUGUUGUAAAGCUAAUAAAAACAAUGAUCUGAUCUGGAUCACGAGGAAAAUAAAGCACAUCUAAAAUAAAUAAAAAAACAAUACAAUUUCCAAGAUCCUUCUAGAACCGUUAUACAUAAUCAGUUAUAUCAUCGUUUUGUUUGGUGAAAUUUAAGUUCGUGACACUGGUUUUUAUAUUAGAAUAUUUAUACGAACAAAGGAACCAGCACGUUUGGUGGCAUAUAAUUUGGUACAAUUGAAGCGUUUCUAUGAGAGAAUUCUAUUGAAAAAAACUAAACUAGUCGCUUCCACUGUUCGAAUGUAUCGAGUUUAGUCAGUUGUAUGAAAUUCGUGCUGGUAGAUUAACGCAAUUGAAAUUAAAUUUGUUUUAAAUUAAACCCAAGUAUUCGAAAAAAAUGUCGAAGAAAAAUAUCGCAGAGCAGCGUCUGAGUCUCUCGGUUAUAUUUCAAUCGGUUAAGAAAACUAAAGUUUCAAAUUCAGUUUCACUAAGAAUAAAUUGAAAAACAAAACAGAAUAGUUAAUCAAUGAAACUUUAUCAUUUUACUGAUGUUUUAUUGGUUUGCACGAUAUUUGGAAAAAGAUGUUAUAUCAUUUGAUAGAAAUUUUUAUUCAAACCUGAACUUGAUUUCCAAAAAAUUCUUGUGAAAAGUUCAAACAUUAGAUUCUUUCCAACAUUAUGUACGGUUUUAUGCCUAAAUUAUGGUUUUAUUAAUGAAUUAUGAAUUCACUUCUUAAUGUUGAUUGGUUAUAUAUCCUAAAAUGAAAUACUUUCGGCCGCUCUCUAAUUUUAUUUAAAUUUUGGUUAGAGAAUAACAUUUUGAUUCAAAUCGGGUAAGUGGGCAAUUGCGUCACAUAUCCGGUCGAUAUACUUUUUCUGUGUCUUCUGAUACAUUGCAAUACGUGACUGUAAUGUCCUCUUCUCUCACCAGCGCCUUAUUACUUUCAAACAUAAGCAAAACAUAAUUAAAUUGAAAGGGAAUUGAUAUAUUUAAUGCUUUGUUCUCUUUGGUUUCUUUCUUUCAUGAUAUCAUUUAUUAGAUUUUUUCUCUUAACAAAACUGAUUGAAAAAUAACCGUAUAGACAGGUACCAACGAACAAAAUUUACUCAUUCUGCUCUUUAUAAAAAAAAAACCUACAGCAACAAAAAACAGUUUUUUAUACAUAACAUAGGUCUAAAAUAAAAUUAAAAUAAUUUUAGGACUUCAUCAACAAAAAAUAUAUCAUCAUUAGUUAUUAUUUUUUUCUUUUUAUUUUAUAUAGGAUUAACAAAUUUUAAGAACAAAAAAUAUUUUUCUUUUUAUGUCAAAUAAAUGUUUAGGGUAGACUUAAGUUCCGUGUUGAUAUUCCGUCGGGUUCGCGUCGCGUUUUAAAUUAAAACAAAAAUAAAUUUCAAAUAAAUAAAAGAAAAAAAAUAAAAAAAAAAACAAAUAUUGAAUAUUUCACUUUUAUUAUCAAAAUUAAUUAAAUUUAAAAAAAAUAUAAUGAAUUAAUUUAUUUACUUAAUUGAGUAGUGCCAUUAGAAUUUUAAAGAAUUAAAAAACAAAAUCAAAUUUAGCACCAGACCAGAUAGAUAUUAAUUAUAUCAUCAACUAUUAGCAAUGAGAUUUAGUAAAAACUAAAAUAAAAAAAAAGAUAAGAAUUAAAUUUAACUAAAACAACAAAAAUAAAAAAAAAAUAUAAUCACAAAACUUGUUGAAAUAUAAAAAGACUGAAAAUUUCCUUUUUGUACAAAUUAAAAUUUAAAAAAUAGAAGAAAAUAAUAAAUAAUGAAACAAAUACAUAUACUUAAACUUAUAAAAAAAAAAAAUUCUUAACAUUUUUUUAAAUCAAUUUAGAUAUUAGUUGUUUUUUAUACAGACAAGGGAUUUUCUUUUAUCAUUUUUUAUCUUUUUUCUAUCCUGUGACAAACUUUGCGUAGAAAAGAAAUAAAAACAUCCAAAGAAAAUAUUAUAAUAAAAAAAAAUAUGAUAAUAAAAUUGAAAUAUUUGAUUUUUGUUUAAAUAAUAAUAAUAAUAAAGAAAUAAUUUAUAAAUCAAUCGCGUUUCGCCGUUGUCGUUUCUCUUUCGUAAUUUAUAUAUCUCGCGUAUCGCGUCAUAAUAUUGAAUUAAAUUUAUAUAGGUAUAAUACAAAAAAACAAAAACAAAAUAUACAAUUAUAUCUUUAAAAAAAAAACAAAAACAAAUGAAAACUUUCGUGUGAUCAUAUUGUGGUACCAAAUUAGUAUUAUUAUUAAAUUUAAAUGUAUUUUCUUAUUUGUUUAUUUUUCUCCUUCUACACUCUAAAAUAAAAUAAAAAACAUCCAAAUUCAUUUAUUUUUUAAACAAUAGUAAAUCUCACAAAUCAAUUUUCUUUGACUAGAUUUUUGUUAUACUAAUAUUUUUUCCAGUGUUAAUUUUGUUUAAUUUAUUUAUUCUAAUUUAUAGAAUGCCUGAAUAUUAUAUAUACGUUUUUAUAUUGAAAACAAGUUAAAUUUUAAUUUAUCAAACUAUACAAUUUAAAUUAAAUUAUAUUUUUUAGGGAAUAAAAUAAUAAAAAAAAAAAUACAUAUAAAACAAAGAACUUUGUACAUUAUCAAACAAAAAAAAAAAAAAAUAAAAGAUUAUAAUAAGAUAAAAAGUAAUUAAAAUAAAGUAACUAAUUUGGGGAAUUAUCGUCGUGUUCGGUUUCGUGUGUCGUCGUCGUCGUCAUCGGGUUCCAUGGACCUCCGCCCCAGGGUCCCAAUACAAAAUUAAAUUAUAAUAAAAAUAAAACAAAAAAACAAGACAAUAUAAUAAUAAAAUCGCGCGUUUCGUAAUAUAUAUUCAAUUUAUCGCUGUUUACUUCUACUACAUUCAUUUUUAAUUUAUUUUUUCAAAGGGAAAUAAUUUAUUUCUUUGUUGUAAAAAAAGUACUAGAUUUAUAACUUAUAUAUAAGUAAUGUAAAAGAAGCAUUAAUAUUAAAAUCAAUAACAAAUUGCAUUAAAGCAAUACAAAACAAAAAAAUAAAAACUAUAUUUGUAUAAUGUGUUUUACAGAUGACUAUAUAUUUUUAUAUAAGUAUGCUAUUACAGGAGUUUUUAAAUUUAAGAAAAAAAAUUUAAAUAAUUAUAGUAAAAUUCAUUAAUAUACCACCAGAAAUAAUUAUUAUUAAAAAACAAAAAAAAGCAAGAGCAGUCCAGUUAAAAUGUAUAAUGUAUAUUUUUGUUCCUAAUUCAUUAACAAAAAAAAAAAGAAAAACAACAAAAAGAAAAAAACUCAUUUAAAAAAAAAAUUAAUUGCAAAGAAACUUUAUUUCCCUUUGAAAAAAUAAAAUCAAGAGCGUGAAUGGCAGAGGAAACAGCCUAAACAAUAAUAUCAAUUUUUGGAGUAAUAUAUAUUAUAUGCAAAGAAUUUGAGACUUUGAGGAAUUUGUUUAAAUAAACAAAAUGUAGAUGUGAAAGUAGUGUCGUUUUUGUUUGGUUUCACUCAAGGGUUCACUCAUUCUGAAAUCCAAUGAAAUAGUUUAAUUCGCUUCCACUUAAUUUUGAGUACUCGUAUGUAUGUAUUAGUGUUUUUGAGUGGACUUGAAAUCAAGAAGAGAAUUUCUCUUCUAAAAAGCGUUUUAUCUGUUAUUUUCGUGCCAAUAAAACACUUUCAGAAGACUUCUGCAUGCGUCUGAAGCCCUAAUCAAAAACGACAUAAGAUUUAGAAGAAACAUCAUUAUUUUUGUAUUCAGCUAGGUUUUACUCAGGACAAACACAGUCGAAUGACGUAAGUCUCGAAUUUUUGAUUAAAAAGUAGGAGGUCUGUGCUUCAGAUGCUUCGCAAGUUGAGCGAAGUCCAUGGUGGGGCAUAACUUCCUUAUUUCAAAACAUAAAAAGCCAUUGUGUUAUUCAGAACUAUGUACUUUGAAUAAUAGGUCUUUUUUCAGUACUUGCCAACAUAGUAGCAACUUUUGUCAGAUGUUGACCUGUGGGAGUUCUUCCUGCACAAUCGCCAAUUUAUAAGAAAGGGAGUGAAGGUCAUCGCUAACUAAUGGAUUUAAAGUAAGGUGUAAUGCAUUAGAGCAUUUUGUCUGUUUUGCAGAUUGUGAAUUAGAUUCUCAGAUUGACUUUUACUCUAAACAAGUUGUAAAAGACUUCUAUUUGUUUUGAUAAACAAACUUAUCUUCAAAGUACAAUGAAAAAAAAUCACUUUCUUUCAUAAUAUACUGAUGUUCUCCAAAAAAAAAAAUA